AUGUCUGAUUCGGAACCAGAGGACAAAGCCGACACAAGCCUCAAAAUAUAUAAGGCUACACGGGAGCUUGGGCGUCUGAGCAUCCUGUAUCAAAUUGUACUGCGCAGAAUAUCCAGGCCAACGGAAAAUGAUGCGAUGGUUGAUGAACUGGUUGGGAGGAAUGAAGUGAUAGAUAAACUGGAAUCGAUUCUGCUGCCUUCAAUCAAAGAUCGGAUCACUUCUUUCCUGCUAGCACUCGACCUACAGAAUUUGGGAAAGCAACUAGACGCAAACCUUGAUUCAAUUCCAGAACUCACCUCAGAGAUCAAUCAGAUCCUGGCCAAAACAACCCAUGCUGUCGAGUCCGUGUCUGCCCCGUUCGAAGGAUCAGAGUACUCCGAUGGCCGGAAUUUAGGACGAUGUAAAGAAUACAGAUGUCGUCUAUUAUGCGCGAAAGUCAAGGAUAUCAUGUCUGAACACCUCGCUCGCCUAUUUGCCAGAAGUGGACACUUUUUGGAAUACUGGGAGCUUUCACGUAAGGAUCCGGGCGACUCGUGGGGUCGACAGGAAAUGGUUAAAAGGGCGGAAACAGCAUCUAGGAUUGCAGAUACCACCUUUCGUUUAAUCGAUCAGACAAUCGAGUGGUCCAAAAAAUCCGACCUAGCUAUCCUACAAGAACAUUGGUCAGAGGCAGAAGAAAAGGUCAACGGUGCACUUGAAGAUCUAACACAACUCGCCGCCGAUCCGUCGAUUGGUUCCGGACAGGCUGCGAUGGAUGAUGAAAUGACUCCUAGAAAUCGUAUUUCUCGACUUGCUAGACUGAGUAUACCAAUCGUCAAGUUAACGAGAAUCUUCUUGAAUAAAAUCACGAAGACGACUCCCAAGAAACCAUUGUUUACCUUAGAUCCAGAGAUCAAUUCGAAGUCCCUCGAGCUUUUAAGUGAAGGUCCAACCAACAUUGCUCGGCAUCUGGAAUACAUUGCGAAGUUCUUGGCGGAACAAAAUCAGAGAAACGCAAGGCCCAAUAUUGCUCGAGACCACAAUUCAUCUGAACUCCUUCAAAUCCCGAAACUCUUUCAAUCAACCUUGCUUCUUCUCUCUUUCUAUCUCAUUCCUUUGCCUACAACUGCAGUUGAUCAUCACUCUGUAUCCCGACAGCAUUUCAAGUCCUGGUUCCAUUAUUUAGUUUCUCCAUAUCUUGAGGCAACAGAUCGCAUGCUGGAUGCCCUUUUUGACUCUCAAGGUUUUGACUUGCAAAACUUAUCUCUGUUGACUAAUCAUGUAUAG
Molecule: messenger RNA, 1266 nt
Organism: Puccinia triticina
Lineage: Eukaryota; Fungi; Basidiomycota; Pucciniomycetes; Pucciniales; Pucciniaceae
Exons: 2
Coding region: 1-1266 (421 amino acids)
Source: RefSeq, a predicted model, not a curated record